AAAGUCGGGAAGCGAAGCGAGCGUGCGUCGCCCUUUUUCCGAUUUCUGGGCCUCUGCGACUGCAAUUUCCUCGAUCCAAUUCGAAGAGACCCUUUUCGCCUUGCGUAUUUGCGACUUCAAUUUCGGAUUUAAUUUUCUGUCUUAUUGAACAUCCUUGGUGAUGUCAUCUAGGCGCAAUGUUCGUUACAGCCCUCUUGCUACAGAUGAUGAUGAUGAUGAUGUUUAUGGAAGACCCAAUGACCCUCGGUUUGACUAUACGCCAAAGUCCUUUGAUAAAAUCCCAUGGAAAUCCAUAGUUCUUGCUCUUUUCUUGCUUUCUCUUGGAUCUUUGCUUCUGUUUCUUUCAUACUUCAUUUUCACCGGUCACAUGGGAGGGGAGCUGACUCAAGCCUAUGGCCUUUUGGCGCUCGGAAUCCUCACCUUCCUCCCUGGCUUUUACGAGACACGAAUUGCAUAUUAUGCAUGGAGAGGUGCAAACGGAUACCGUUUUGCCUCCAUUCCGGACUACUAGAGGGCUUUUGCCUCCAAAUUUCCAAAUAAUGCUUGCGGCGACGGACACGGUGAUGUAAAAUCCACGUUGUAUAGAACACAUGAACGGUCCAUAUGUAACUUCUGUUCCAUUUAUUUGUUGUUAAAUGACUUCUUGCUAUUGAAGCAGCACACGCAUACACAGUUCAUCGCAGUUGGUAUUUUCUCCGGCUCGUAGGUUUUAAGACUGUUUAUCCAGCAGAAGUUUGUGUU
Molecule: messenger RNA, 741 nt
Organism: Pyrus x bretschneideri (Chinese white pear)
Lineage: Eukaryota; Viridiplantae; Streptophyta; Magnoliopsida; Rosales; Rosaceae
Product: transmembrane protein 230-like
Exons: 3
Coding region: 161-511 (116 amino acids)
Cellular component (GO): endomembrane system
Source: RefSeq, a predicted model, not a curated record